Messenger RNA from Rhizopus microsporus ATCC 52813, 2022 nucleotides. Its product is annotated as protein tyrosine phosphatase. Gene Ontology annotation, molecular function: alkaline phosphatase activity. The transcript is spliced from 10 exons. The record is from RefSeq and is a predicted model, not a curated record. The coding region runs from base 1 to 2022 and encodes 673 amino acids. NCBI's taxonomy places the organism in Eukaryota, Fungi, Mucoromycota, Mucoromycetes, Mucorales, Rhizopodaceae. Gene Ontology annotation, biological process: dephosphorylation.
AUGAAAGGACUUCUUGUUGCUGUUCUUUCUUUAGCUGCUGCUUCCUCUACUGUCUUGGCUGGCGCACACAAUCACCACCAGCAAUCUUUUGCCUCAAGGCCCGUCGAUCCUGAAGGUCAAUUUCCCCGUUUAGGUGCUUGUCCUGAUCCUCAUGCUUGUAUUUUCCCUCCUGAUGUAUCAACUUUCCUUCCUGGCGCAUACUUUGAUUUGAGAGUUGAACUUCAUGCCUACGACAAGGAUAGGUCCAAGCCUACUCCUGCUCCUUACAAACACUUUAAGACAACCAUCCGCAAGAAUAAGGGUAAUUGGGUCGAUCUCAACAAGUUCUUCAAGCUCAAGUCCGAACCCAAGCUUGAAAGCUGGAAGUUCAAUUGGACUGAUUCAAUUGAAACACAGUAUGCUUCUGAUCUUCAAAAUGGUCGUAAGCCUGUUGAAGUUGCUGUUGCUUCACGUGCUUGGAGAAAAUUGAAGCUUACUGAACCUGGUACUUAUGAGGUCAAAGUCCAAUAUGGGCCCAAGAAAUCAUAUACUGUACAAUACGAAGUUGUCCAGCCCAAAAAGAAGGCAAAGAAUGUUAUUUUAUUUAUUUCUGAUGGUACUAAUGUUGGUAUGAUCACCGCUGCUCGUGCUCUUGCUCGUAAGCACACUUCUGGUAAAUAUCAUAGCUUGCUUUCAUUUGAAGACUUUGAUAACCUUGGUCACGUCAUUACCAACUCUGUCGACAGUCUUUUAACAGACUCUGCAAACUCUGCCUCUUCCUAUGCUACUGGCCACAAGAGUUCCGUCAAUGCCUUGGGUGUUUACGCUGACUCCUCCAGUGAUCCCUUCGAUGAUCCCAAGGUUGAAUUGAUUACCGAAUUGAUUCGUCGUCGUCAACCCAAGAAAGCCAUUGGUAUUGUUUCUACUGCUUUUGGCCAAGAUGCUACUCCCUCUGCCUUCAUCUCUCACACUCGUCAAAGACAUACUGCUGCUGAAAUCACAGAUCAACUCUUGCACGGUGUUCAUAACUGGACUAAGGCUGUUCUUCCUGAUGUCUGGUUAACUGGCGGCGCCGAGUACUUUAAGGGCUCCAAAGCCUUAAAUGGCAAUGAUUAUUACAAGGACUUCAAGAAGGCUGGCUAUAACCUUGUUUUCAACAAGAAGGAGCUCUUGUCCAAUAAGAAGAAGAAUGACAAGCUCUUGGGUGUCUUCCGCACUGGCAACCUCGACGUUUGGUUUGAAAGAAAUAUGUAUAUCAACAACACUGUUGGCAACAAGGCUCGCCCUGACUUGAGUGGCAAGGACGCUUUAGGCUCUGAGCAACCUGGCCUCUCUGAAAUGACGAUUGCUGCUUUAGAAGUCUUGAAGAAACGUGGUGGUGAUCAUGGUUUCUUCAUGAUGUCUGAGGCCGCCUCUGUUGAUAAGCAGCUUCACACAUUCGAUUUUCCUCGUGCUUGGGCUGAACUUAUUGAACUUGAUGUUACUAUCAAGAACACCAUCAAAUGGCUCAAGAAAAAUGGCGAAUAUGAAGAUACCUUGAUUCUUGUUACUGCUGACCAUGCUCACUCCUUUGACGUCUGGGGUACUAUUGACCAAAACUAUAUCCGCAACCACAAUAGUAAUGGUGAGAUGCGUAACUCCAUUGGUACUUAUGCACGUGCUGGAUUCCCUGGCUACUUUGAUAAAAACAACGAUGGCUUCCCUGAUAACUUUUCUCCCAAGAUCACAUUGGCUGCUGGUACAUCUAAUGGCCCUGACCAUUUUGAAGCAUGGCAAACUACCACCAAGGGUCCCCGUAACCCCACUGUUAAAGAUAAGAAUGGCCAUUACAUUGUGCUACAACUCACUUUAACCUUAGCUGGUCUUCCAUGGAGCGGUAACCUUCCUCAUGACCAUGAUCAAGGUGUUCACUCUAUGAGUGAUGUCUUUAUUUAUUCUAAUGGUCCUAGCUCAGAUCUUUUCAAAAAAACAUUUGAAAACUGGGAUCUUUUCUUCAAGAUGGCUGAAGCCAUGGACUUGCAAAGACCUGGCAAGGACGAAUAG